AUGUACGAGGCGCACAAGGGCAUGAACCUGAAGGACGCCCACUUUGACGCCGUCGCGGGCCACUUUGUGUCGACCCUCCAGGAGCUGGGCGUUGACCAGGCGCUGAUUGACGAGGCCGUGGCCGUUGUCGAGAGCACGCGCGGCCAGGUGCUUGGCGCCGAGCAGCCCUAA
Messenger RNA from Monoraphidium neglectum, 171 nucleotides. RefSeq lists its product as hypothetical. Lineage: Eukaryota; Viridiplantae; Chlorophyta; Chlorophyceae; Sphaeropleales; Selenastraceae. The transcript has 2 exons. The record is from RefSeq and is a predicted model, not a curated record. Gene Ontology annotation, molecular function: heme binding; oxygen binding. The coding region runs from base 1 to 171 and encodes 56 amino acids.